AUGGGAGCGAGCCAGCUCCGCAGCGGCGCGCCCGGAGCAGCCCGCCGAGAGCUCGGCAGCCUCUGCCCCCGCCCCCCCAGGCGCCGAGCCCCCCGCCAGCCCCGCUCUCCCUUCGGCAGAGGCGGGAUGCCGCUCCCGCUGGCCGCGGACAGGGCCCGCCCGCCAGCUCUGGGCGUCGCCGCGGCGCAGACCGCUACCCCCCCCCUCAGGCGCCGAGCGGCCCCGACAUGGCCGCCCCUCCCCAGCCGCCCGCCUUCUGGCACGACCCCCUCUUCCCUGGGCCGCGCGGGCACAGACCUGGCCCCUUCCCGGACGGCUCAGCCCGGCUCCCCGGGCGGAACAGAAUCACUCCAGGCAAAGCAAGCUGCCACGGAGUGCAGACAGCCAGGGACCCUCAGCCCUGUGCUUCUGAGAAAGCCACGUUUGCUGCUGCCGCUGCUAGCAAGGAAUGGUUUGAGGGCAAUGGCUACCAAGAAGAACCGACCUUCCCCAGAAGAGCAGCACCUGUCAUUCCUACCAGUGCGGCAGGAGCAGCAGCCACCCCUCUUCCUUUCUCUCCCCUCUGUUAGAUACAAUCCUGUCCCCAUUCCACGUCUCUAGGGCAACGUUCAGUUUUGCAUAUGCUUUUGAGAUACUUUGAUUCAGCCUUAUUCUUCAUGCAAUUUUUAAAAUACACAAAGUAUAUAAAUCUGACAACGUUUUGAUUUCCUCGAUCGUCUCUUUCUCUGUUUAUAGAUGCAUGUGCUCUCACACCUUUCUAUUUUCAGGGUGGCUGGGAUGCCCACUUUGCUGUGUGUUGUUGGCAGCAGAUGUUCAGCUAGCCUGGGAGUGUUGCAAUUAGCAUUCCUUUAGCAGCUGUAACAAAACAUAGAUUUUUGACUGUACUUGCAUCUUUAUCCAGUUGGUAGGAUGUUUACAGCUAUAUACUGAAACAAGUAUAGGAAACAAAGGAAAAUCUGCACUUGGUGCCCAGAAGACUCAAGAGGUUGACUUGGGAUAUAAGAGUGGAAAGUGGUGCCCUGUGACCCUCUAUAUGAAAACCAGCUAGGAAGAUAAAAUGAUGCCAUCCUUAAAAAUGCAAGUCUCCCGUGGUAGUAGUUGAAAGCAGAGAGUAUUAACAUUUCAUUUAUUAGUGUUCUGGGUGACUUUUGUGACAUUUUUUUGUUUAUCCAGAAAUCUUUGAAGCUUAUUUUGGAAUUAAAAAAACAACCCAA
This is a messenger RNA of Falco peregrinus (peregrine falcon), 1214 nucleotides long. RefSeq lists its product as uncharacterized. The transcript has 2 exons. The record is from RefSeq and is a predicted model, not a curated record. Lineage: Eukaryota; Metazoa; Chordata; Aves; Falconiformes; Falconidae. Bases 1 to 600 code for a protein of 199 amino acids.